This is a messenger RNA of Sitodiplosis mosellana (orange wheat blossom midge), 492 nucleotides long. RefSeq names its product S-phase kinase-associated protein 1-like. Gene Ontology annotation, cellular component: cytoplasm; nucleus. The transcript has a single exon. Bases 1 to 492 code for a protein of 163 amino acids. Gene Ontology annotation, molecular function: cullin family protein binding. Gene Ontology annotation, biological process: SCF-dependent proteasomal ubiquitin-dependent protein catabolic process. Lineage: Eukaryota; Metazoa; Arthropoda; Insecta; Diptera; Cecidomyiidae. The record is from RefSeq and is a predicted model, not a curated record.
AUGGCCAUUAUUAAGUUGAAAUCAUCAGACGGAGAGUACUUUGAAACCGAUGUUCAAGUGGCCAAGUGCUCAGGCACCAUCAAAACCAUGUUGGAAGAUUGUGGGCUGGACGAUGAAGGCGAAGAAGGCGUUGUACCGUUGCCCAAAGUAAACUCCAACAUUUUAAAACGCGUUCUGCAAUGGGCCAACCACCACAAGGACGAUCCAAUUCCAACCGACGAUGAUAAAACGAAAGAAAAAGGCACCGACGACAUUUCACCGUGGGACGCUGAUUUUCUAAAUGUCGACCAAAGCACUUUGUUCCAGAUCAUUGAGGCCGCCAACUACUUGGACACCAAAGGAUUGAUGAAUGCUGCGUGCAAAACGGUUGCAAACAUGAUAAAAGGCAAAACACCCAAGGGAAUCCAGGAGAAAUUCGACAUUGGGAACGACCGUACCCCGGAAGAAGAGGAAAAGAUUCGCCUGGAAGACGAAUGGUGUGAAGAAAAAUAA